CAAUACCAAAACACAAACUCUCUAUAUUCACAACAUUAUUUAACUCAUCUUUCUAAGUUGGUUUCCAUUCAAGAAUAUCGCAAUGAUUAAUGUUCGCCUUCCUAUUCUUGUCUCUUCGGUUUUUUUCCUUGUCUUUAUUUCGUCGUCCCUCUUGUUCGCUGCACCUAGUUUUGCUGCUAGAGUAAGUCACUCUCUGGUGCAUGAAGAGGUCACAAAGAUUCCAGAAUACACAGAACCUGAGGAGCCGGAGAUUCCGGAAGAGCCGGAGCUGCCGUCACCGGAGGAGCCUGAGAUUCCAGAAGAACCAGAGAUUCCAGAAGAGCCUGAGGUUCCUGGGGAACCCGAAGUUCCUGAGGAGCCCGAAGAGCCAGAAGGGCCAAAAUUUGGAUUUCCAUCAUGGAUUCCGAGCUUUCCUUUUCCCGGUGUUAAUGGCGGUUUACCAAAGACUGAAAAUACAAAACCUACAUCAACAGCUGAAGAAGUUAACGGUUCUAACAAGAAGCCAUAGAUCAACGGGUGAAGAACGUCAAAAGGGUUGCAUCUCUAUAAUGAAUACUCUUCCUUGAUUAAUGAUUAUGUAAGUAUAUAUGCAAUAAUAUAUAUAGUUUUGGUGUGUUUGAUUAAAGAUGAGAGAAUACUUAUGUAUUAGAGUCCUCGUGUACGUCAUGUUUGAUAUAAUCUCGUACUGAUUCUCUCUUGUAACAUGUAUGUCUCUUUGUGGUACAAAAAAAUUAUAUUUAACUCUUAAUUAAAGA
Molecule: messenger RNA, 755 nt
Organism: Arabidopsis lyrata subsp. lyrata
Lineage: Eukaryota; Viridiplantae; Streptophyta; Magnoliopsida; Brassicales; Brassicaceae
Product: fibronectin-binding protein A
Exons: 1
Coding region: 83-508 (141 amino acids)
Source: RefSeq, a predicted model, not a curated record